Molecule: messenger RNA, 2383 nt
Organism: Cebus imitator (Panamanian white-faced capuchin)
Lineage: Eukaryota; Metazoa; Chordata; Mammalia; Primates; Cebidae
Product: retinoic acid receptor RXR-alpha-like
Exons: 1
Coding region: 199-939 (246 amino acids)
Biological process (GO): retinoic acid receptor signaling pathway; positive regulation of transcription by RNA polymerase II; cell differentiation
Cellular component (GO): RNA polymerase II transcription regulator complex
Molecular function (GO): zinc ion binding; retinoic acid-responsive element binding; nuclear receptor activity
Source: RefSeq, a predicted model, not a curated record
GGCCUCAGUGGCGUCCUCAAGGUCCCCGCCCGCCCCUCAGGAAACAUGGCAUCCUUCACCAAGCACAUCUGCGCCAUCUGCGGGGACCGCUCCUAAGGCAAGCACUACGGCGUGUACAGCUGUGAGGGCUGCAAGGGCUUCUUCAAGCGGACGGUGCGCAAGGACCUGACCUACACCUGCCGCAACAACAAGGACUGCAUGAUUGACAAGCGGCAGCGGAACCGGUGCCAGUACUGCGGCUACCAGAAGUGCCUGGCCAUGGGCAUGAAGCAGGAAGCCGUGCAGGAGGAGCGGCAGCGUGGCAAGGACGAGAAUGAGGUGGAGUCAACCAGCAGCGCCAACGAGGACAUGCCGGUGGAGAGAAUCCUGGAGGCCGAGCUGGCUGUGGAGCCCAAGACCGAGACCUAUGUGGAGGCCAACGUGGGGCUGAACCCCAGCUGGCCGAACCACCCCUUCACCAACAUCUGCCAAGCAGCCGAUAAGCAGCUCUUCACCCUGGUGGAGUGGGCCAUGCGCAUCCCGCACUUCUCAGAGCUGCCCCUGGACGACCAGGUCAUCCUGCUGCAGGCAGGUUUGCCAAGCUUUUGCUCCGCCUGCCGGCUCUGCGCUCCAUUGGGCUCAAGUGCCUGGAACAUCUCUUCUUCUUCAAGCUCAUUGGGGACCUCCCAUCAACACCUUCCUCAUGGAGAUGCUGGAAGCCCCACACCAAAUGACAGUCCUGCGGGCCCAUCCUUCGAGCCUGUCGGGUCCGGCCACCCCACCUGGAUGCAGCUGCUCUUCUCAGCCUGCGCCCUGUCCCUGCCCUUCUCUGGCUGGCCUCUUUGGACUUUGGGGCACAGCCUGCAACUGCUCUGCCUAAGAGAUGUGUUGUCACCUCCUUAUUUCUGUUACUACUUGUCUGUGGCCCAGGGCUGUGGCUUUCCUGAGGCAGCAGCCUGAGUGGCAAGAACUACAGUGAGCCCAGCCAGGUGCUUCCCCACCAGGCUCUCGGGACACCCUGCCACACCCCACGGGUCUUUUCUAAAGAUAGCACUAACAUCAGCUCAUUAGCCACCUGGGCCUGUUCCCAGCUUGGCCCGGCUGGAUGAAGCGGCUUCCCCCUGGGCCCCCCUUCGCAGUGGCUGCUUCCUGGGCCACCAGGGCACCCCGGCGCCUUCAGGCAUGUUCCUCAGCUGGUCACCUCCUUGCUUUGCCUUCCGAUGGGGCUCCUGAGGCUGAGGCGUGAAGAUGCCGCAGAGCCAGGCCACCCUAGGCUUCGUCAGGUGUGUUUGGAAGCUGGCCUGCUGGGCCCCUCCACCCUAGGGCCUGUGUCAGCCUGGAAGCACACGGGCUCUGGGAAAGAUAGCCUUGACCUUCGGUGUUCCAAGUCACGGUGUUCCCCAAGAAUUCUGGGCCGGCAGCCUGCUGGCAAAGACCCUAAACCUUUCCCUGUGGGGCACCCAGGAGGGCCUGGCCGGCAUGUGCAUCCUGUGGGUGGCCGGCUGAUGUCCCCGCUGUGGUCAGGGUGUGUGACCUGGUGCCCAUCCACGCAGGUGUAUGGUGUAAACAUGUAUGUGCUGUGCAGACGUGUGUGGAGAGAGCCGCGCACCAGGGCCACGGAGAGGCGGAGCAGUUACCAAUGUUUCGUGUUUAUUUUUAAUCAAGACGUUUCCCCUGUUUUCCUAUAAAUUUGCUUAGUGUAAGCAAGUACAUAAAGGCCCUCCUUUGGUGAAAUCCGGAUUCGAAUGAAUAUCUCAAGGCAGGAGAUGCAUCUGUUUUAAGAUGCUUUGGAGCAGACAGCUUUAGCCGUUCCCAAUCCUUAGCAAUGCCUUAGCUGGGACGCAUAGCUAAUACUUUAGAGAGGAUGACGGAUACAUAAGAGAGUAACGAUAGGAGAAAAUGUCUAAAGCUUCUGGAAAGGUAAAAAAAAAAAAAUCUAUUUUUGUACAAAUGUAAUUUUAUCCCUCGUGUAUACUUGGAUGUGGCGGGGGGAGGGCUGGGACUGUUUUGUUUCUGCUUCUAGAGAUUGAUGUGAAAGCUUCCUCCGAGAGAUGCCAGGGCAGACGAUGGCAAAGGAGAGGGCCCCUGUGACAGCGGCGAGGCUUGAGAGGAAACCGCCGCCAGGGGCAUCUUCCUUGGGGACGGGAGGGUGGGCCUGAGGCUUUCAAGGGUUUUCUUCCCCUUUUGAGUAAUUUUUAAAGCCUUGCUCUGUUGUGUCCUGUGGCCAGCCUUCCUGUGACUGUGACUGAAACGGCUUCCCCAUAUGAUCGUCUGAAACGUGGUGGCGGCAGGUGCCGGGGUCUGAUGGACAGUGGCAUAGAAUUGUGGAAAAGAAACACGCAAAGGGAGAAACAUGAGAGAAGAAACAAAAUAUGAGUGUUUAAAAUACAUCGCCAUUCAGUUC